Messenger RNA from Astyanax mexicanus (Mexican tetra), 6555 nucleotides. It is a transcript of the gene fam117aa, whose product is annotated as family with sequence similarity 117 member Aa. The transcript has 8 exons. Lineage: Eukaryota; Metazoa; Chordata; Actinopteri; Characiformes; Acestrorhamphidae. The record is from RefSeq and is a predicted model, not a curated record. The coding region runs from base 503 to 1663 and encodes 386 amino acids.
UCAGACAGUGAAGAAACUGGCAGGCAACCAACAAUGUAGACGAGCUGCAGAAACUACAACAGAGUCAGGGCAGACUGCGGGUAGUUUACCUUUAAUAACGGACUGUACACGGUCACGGUCGGGCUGUUCGGGGUGGAUAUUCUGUGGGAGAGAGCAGCAGGAGGGCUUUCAGUGGUUUUUUGGGCUGUUUUAUUAAAGUUUUGGAGAGUUCUCCUCACAAAGGAAAGUUAACUAAGUUAGCUGGCUAGCUAACUUUAGCUCACUAAAGCUUCUAAAACAUCUAAGCUCACUAAUUAGCUAUCUUUCUCUGAAUUGGUGAAACUAGCUAGCUUCUUCAGCUCGAGCGAUAGCUAUAAAGCUAGCUAACUGUUAGCUAGCUUGAAGUUUGGAGGUUGGUGAAGUUUGUGAAAGCUCAAACCAAGAAAGAGAGACACAGAGAGAGGGGAGCUGCUGCUGCUGCCGCUGCUGCCGCUGCCUCUGCCUGCAGCUCGUGUGCUCUGGGAUGUCGUGCUGGAGUGGAAAGGCCCGGGGGGGAAGCCAGGGUCUUCAGCCCCUCAGAGCUACUGUUCCCUUCCAGCUCAACAACAAUAAAGCCCCACCACCACAACCAGCAACAGCAGCACCACGCUGCUGCAGAGAGGCAUUAACAGUUGAUAGCAAGACAAAGGCUCGUCCCCCAAAGCCGACCCUGAGAAGGACUCACUCUUUGGACACGCUGGUGGGGCCGUACCUGCAGGGACACUGGCCUAAACAGACCGAGAGUCAGAACACAACCUGUGUCAAUGACAAAGCCACACAGACUCCCAGUUCCUGGACUGAGGAGACCCGGGGGAGAAGAGGUGGAUUGGGACACAAGCGCUCUGCAUCAUGGGGAAGUGCUGAGCAUCUGAGAGAGGUUGCUAAGCUCAGACACUCUCUACAGAAGCGCUCCAGACAUGCACCUCCUGGCUAUGACCGCUCUCAUCAGCCGCCACCUAGCAUUCACUUACACGCACCCGGAGCUACACAGACAGUACCUCUCCUGCCCCUCAGCAGGCUGGCUCCUAGAUUGCGGCGCAGCGUGGAGGGGCUUAACCUGGAGCUGGAGGGGGUCUUUGUUUCUGAGUCACAAGAGGAGCAGCACAAGAUUCUAGAAGUCCCUGACGGUCAUAGAGCACCUGUUCCAGCCCAGAGGUGCAGCAGUGGCUCUCAGAGUGACCCUUCGCCUGGACUCUUCUCCCCCUCACAGUCCCCUUGUCCAAUCACAGACUCUGACAUGGUGGUGUGUGGCCCGCUGGACCCCUCUCCCUCUCCUCCCCUGUACGUGGCUGACGCGCCCUCCUCCUCCCCCCGCCCCAACAAGACCUACGCCUUCCAGAGAGAGCCACCAGAGGGCUGUGAGAGAGUGCGUGUGUGUGAAGAGGCCUUUUCUCCAUGCCAAGGCGAUCAACCCAUUCAGCCAUCCUGCCCCGACCCCAACAAAGUCAACUUCACUCCACACGGAGGCUCCGCCUUCUGUCCUGUCAGCCUGCUUAAACCCCUCCUCCCUUCCAUGGACUUGCUGUUUCGCGGCCUGUCAGUCUCGCCUGUCACUGGCUGCUCAGGCCUAAGCCCCGCCUCCUGUCAGACAUCCACACAUACAGUGGGCAACAACACAUACCUCCCAGACUCUACCACCUUUUAAAGGACUCUGCCACCAGUUACCAUAAAACCAUUACAAAAAAACAUUUCCAUUAAUGGCAAGGUGGGAUCUGACAAAUGUAAAAGAAUUGGACUGAGAUUUUUUUUUUCUAUGGGCAAUUUUUUAAAAGAAUUGACUGAAGCGUGUUAACCUUAUGGACAGGAGGGAAAUCAUGAGAAAAAAGAAAAGAAGAAGAAAAAGAAGAAGAAAGACAAUCUCUCACCAGUACUGCAGCAAAACAUGGUCACUCUCAGGACAAACCCUCAAACCUAUUUAAUUUGUUUGAUCUGAGUAUAAAACACAUUUGUUUGAUCUGAGUAUAAAACACCUGACUCCUUAACAUGGCUACAGAUAUCCCAGUCCUUAAAUAAAUAAAUAAGCAAUAAGCUUUUCUAGAUUUUUACAAGGAAAAUGUUCAUUUUUCAUAUGGGAAUGUGCCAAACAUGUGCACAGUACUGUGCAAAUGCCUCAGGCAGUGAUGGAAAUUGUUUCAAACUAUAUAUCUGCAGUAAAUGUUUUGUGUGUAUAAUAUUAUACAACACAUACAGUAUUAAAAUAGAGUAAAAAUACUGAACUAGGUAUUAAAAGGUAAUGAAUAGUACAGACUAGGCUUCCCUAAAGAAAGCUUAAACUUCACACUUAAUCAAAUCAAAUAAUAUGUGUAUUAUUCUAUGUGUCUUCAUUCUACUGUUGGUGUUUAAUCUUUACUGACAGGAUAAACAGUUUUACAGACAUUUUCCUCAGAUGCCUCAGAAGAUCGUUUUGCACAGUACUGUAUUUUGUAGUGGAUAAAAAGCAAAAUCAUUAUCUUCAAUAAUGCACAGUUUGAACUGUGGUGCAUCCAAACUGGUUUGCUGCACUUUUAAACCACAUUUAGAAAAGAUAGGUCAAGGAAUUACUGAUUACUGAUGUGCUGAUACCUAGGUCCAUCAGAUCAGUGUGUCCUGUACUCAAGCCUGUGAUGAUCACCAGCAUAGCCUUUAAAAGGGAAGAGCAUUUUGCUAUUGCAAAACAUAUUAACUGAAUUCUGGUAUACUGUAUGUGUGAUAAAACAGAGUGACUAGACUUCAGUAAGACCUGGACACUUCAUGUGAUGAAUAUCUGGAUUGUAUCCAGCAUGUACACUUGGUAGACACAUGUGUCUCCAUUUGGUCAGACUAAAUCUGAUUGCUGUAUUGGGUGGAAUAUGUAUGCAAAUUCACUCAUUGCACAGCAAUUAUUACUUGUGUUGUACUGUUUUUACUGGGAGAAUAGACUGACGGACAUGUUUACACUGCUGUGUAUGUGUCAAAUCUGGUUGUACCUUCUAAAGCAGUAUGUUUGACUUAUCAGAUUUAUUUAGAUCUGAAUCUAAAUCUUAAAUGUGUCUUGGGUGUAUUUAAACUUACACUCACACUAUUUAAGUGGCUUGGCCAAAUCCAGAUACUAUAAUCCUGAUACUCAAUACACAUCUAGUGACCAGGUGUAUACAGGGUAUAAAGGUUUCUUCGUCCAUUUAAACUGGUUUUGACUGAAGUAUUUGCUGAGACUUUUAUUUCUGUUUUUCAUUUAUCUCCACAGAACUGACAAGCUAUAUACAUAUGUAUAUUUUAUCCAAGUAGUUUUGGAUUGGAACCAUUUUUGACUUGACACACUGGUAGUGUGGUGCUUUUCUGUUUCAAUAAUUUGUCAGAUGAUAAAACUGAAGUUGACCAAACAACUUCACACUGACUUAUUCUUUUUCUAAAUCACUUCAACAGGUGAUUUUUCAUCACUCAUAUGAGCAGUUUUAUACGUGAAACAGAAUUGUGUGCACAAUUAAGAUAUCCUUGGUUUUUAUUCUGAUUGGGUUUUGUAACAUUGUUUUUGUAAAAGUAAAGAGUUUUGCCUAGUUUUGAGUACAGCAACAUGAUCACAACAUGGUCACAACAUUCAAAAGCACUGAUUUCUGAUUGAUUUAUAUUUUAUGUAUAUUUUUUCUUGACUUUAUUUUUUGAUAUUCAAUAUUUUUUGCAUUUUUGCAUCUAGAUUUUCUAGAUAUGACAAAGACAGUGUCUGAAGCCCUGUGCAUUUGAACAUGUAAAGUCUAGUACUUGUAGCAUAGCACUAAGAACAGACAGUUCUGUAUGUUGGUGUCACUAUUUUUUUUUCUUUUAGUUUGAAGGAUAAAAUCUUCAAAUAUGAGACUGUUAAAUCGUUUAAUGUUAUUUCUUUUUUUAUAUAUAUAGAGCGGAAAAGAAAGAAGAGAUCAAAUGUGCCAUUUUUUUUGCUCAUAUACUAUUAUAGAUCACUACAAGAAACAAGCAGUAUAUAAAUAUAUAUAUUGGAUAAUUAAUUGUUCUUUUCUAAUUGUAAUGACUGACACAAAGCAGAGGAAUGAUUUCCUGAAGCUUUAUUCUUGUGCCAUGUUCUACCUACAAUCUAUACAUAAUCCCAUAAUCUCAGGAUUUUUUUAAAGGUUUGAUGGCUAAAUUUAAGUUCUACGUAAUGUUUUUUUGUUUGUUUGUUUGUUCUCAGAACAGUUUCUUUUAUGUACAGUCACCUCCUAUUGUGGCUUUUUUUUCAAGUUUGGUUCACGUGUGUUUCACGAUGUUGUCUUAUUGACAAGCAGUAGCCUAUUUCUGACCCUGUUUCUUUUCAGAAUACUGCUGCAAAUUGGAUGUUAUUUUUUAAGCCCUUGAUUUAUGUUGUUGGAAUAUAACAUAAGGAAAAAUACAAAUCAAAAUGUCAAGUUUAAAGAUCUUUUUUUGAUUCUUACCUAAAGGAUGCCACUUAAAAAAAAAUAUAUAUAUAAAAUACUAAACUAAAUUGUGUUAAAAUUAUACCAAGAUUGCAAUAUGUACAUGAUUACCGUAAUGUACUAGUGCAUCUUAAAAAAAAUAGGAUAUCAGUGAAAAGUUAGUUUAUUUCAGUAAUGUGAAAAUAAAAUGUGAAACUCAUAUUGUACAGAUGUAUUACACAGCGUGAUCUAUUUUAAGCGUUUAUUUCUUUUAAUGUUAAGGAUUAUGGUUUACAGCCAAUGAAACCCCUUUAGACUUGAUAUUAGACUUGAUAUACAGAGUGGACCAACACCAGCAAAUGACAUGUCUCUCCAAACCAUCACUGAUUGUGAAAACUUCACACUAGACCUCAAGAAGCUUGGACUGUGUGUCUCUGCACUCUUCCUCCAGACUCUGAUCCCUUGAUUUCCAAAUGAAAUGUAAAAUUUACUGAUGAUCAGUGAUGAUUUGGAGAGUCACGUCAUCUGCUGGUGUUGGUCCACUGUGCUUAAUGAAGUCUAAAGUCAGUACAGUUUUUUUUCCCAGAAAAUCUUAUAGCACUUCAUGCUUCCCUCUGCUGACAACUAUUAUGGAGAUGCAGAUUUCAUUUUCCAGCAGGACUUAGGACACUGCCCACACUGCUGAAAGUAACAAUUGGUCUUAUAUAAUAUUAUAAUUUUCUGAGAGACUGAUUUUUGGGUUUUCAUUAGUUGUAAUUUUGAACAUUUUGAACUGAAUUACUGAAAUCAGGACGCACUAGUAUGGUAUGGAUAUAACAGAACAUGACUGAUCUAGUGCAGAAAGUAUAGUAGUGCGAUUUUAAACGUGUUACAGUAAAAUAAACAUGUAGGCAGAGGUGUGAACAGUCCAUGCUGUGGUUGAGUGGUCUUAAGGAUGAUCCUGAAGAGAAAAACAUGCACAGUUAAACCUGCUCAUUCAGCAGCACAGCCUGUUCUUAGUUAUAAUAACAGACUGUGUUGUUAUUGAUGAGUGGCUGGCUCUCACACUUGACACGUGUAGUUAUGCUUUGGAAGCAGAAGCCACGCCUUCGAACUAAUCCAGGCAUUCUCAUUGGUCCGAGUCAGAGCUGUUGCGCUUAUUUGGACCAAUCGCUUUCCUCCACAUCCCAAGACGUAAAAUCUUACCGCGCCUUGUGUUCAGAAAGGACCGGUGUUUCUGCAAGUAGCGGUCUUAAUCUAAUGCCUAACACCAUCUGCUACUGAAAUGAAAAUAUAACACGCUAUAAUUGCCUAGAAAAUGAGAAGUCGUGUGUGUGGCAUUUGUUUAUGGGUCCGCCAACCUUUAAAUAAUGUGUCCAGAGGCUAAAAUUAUGCAUUUAUUCCUGAAUUACGAUCUUAAUAAAAAAGUUUGAUCUUAAAUAACAUACCGGCUUCAGUAUAAUAACACACCUGCCUAGACUCCCUGUGUACUGCCAAUAAAAUAAUUAUCUGUUCCACCUUAAAUGGAACAGGUAACAGUAUGGCUGAAUGCCACAUCAUCUCUAUUUAAGGUGGAAUGUAAAAAUCAUAACAUAAGCCCAGCUUUAACUUCGUUAUGAGGGGGAAAAUCAGGCAUGUUUUAAAGGCAUCUUCUCAAAACUAGCAUUGGUCCUGCCAGAGCUGCUUUAUAACGAGCCUGCCCACUUUUUAAUCUUAGCGGUUUUAUCAGAAAAUGACUGCAGACCUCCAGAGGGCGCCCGCGAGUGAGCCCUUAAUGAAUGGUGGUAAAUGGAGCUAAACGGCUAAAAAUCGAAUUAAAAAUAGUGUCUAGCCACCUGUUCAUGAUGUUCCUUUAAUUUUGGGAAGUAGUAUGUGUUAUUUUGCCAAAAAUGUAAAGAAACCAUAUCUGAAUAUUUCCAUUUUAUUCAAAACAUAGGUUUUACACAACAGAUUCGCUAGCUUUUAUGCUACUGUCAGCUAAAUGACUGGUUGGUGAGCUGAUGCUGAAGUAACCGCUAUAUAAAGCUCUGGGAAAAAAUAAAAGACCACUUCAGUGUUCAGUGUUCUAUAAACUACAGACAACAUUUCUCCCAAAUUCCAGAUAAAAAAUUUGUCAUUUAGUGCAUUUAUUUACAAAAAAAAUGAAAAGGCUUUCAGACCUCAAAUAAUGCAAAGAAAACAAGUUAAUUCAAUAAAGUUUUAAAAUUUCAGAAAUCAA